Molecule: messenger RNA, 1465 nt
Organism: Rubroshorea leprosula
Lineage: Eukaryota; Viridiplantae; Streptophyta; Magnoliopsida; Malvales; Dipterocarpaceae
Source: the annotation of a GenBank genome assembly
GGCGUCGUUUUCCAUCACGAAACGAGAUCAUCCAUCCGGCAAACAGAACUCUUCCAUCUCCCAUGGCAAUCUCCAUCUCCGCUUGUGCAACUCCUCACUGGACCAACUCAAGUAAACAAUGCAAAUUCGUUGGUCAAUCUGUGAGAGCAUUGCCAAUUCGGAUCAUAACGGUGGGGAAGAAGAGGUCCCCAGCUGUCCAGUUGCUGGUAGAUGGGUAUAUCGAUAAGCUCAGAAACUACUGUCCUGUUGAUGAUGUUUUAAUUCGGUCUAACCCCAAAAAUGCACGAGAUGUAAGGGCCCAGGUUGAUGAUGAAGAUAUGGCUGUCAUGAACCAUAUCAGGUCUGAUGACUGGGUUGUGAUGUUGGAUGAGCAUGGAUUGGAUAUAGGGUCUGAGCAGUUUGCUGAAUUAGUCGGAGAUUCAGGGCGUAAGGGAGCUUUGAGGUUAUUAUUUUGUAUUGGUGGACCUUAUGGUCAUGGAAGACAAAUCCGAGAACGUGCUAAUACAUCAGUCAAGUUAUCUUCAAUGGUCUUGAAUCAUCAAAUUGCACUUGUUGUGCUCGUGGAACAACUUUACAGGUCAUGGACUAUUCUGAAAGGACAGAAGUACCAUCAUUAGAUAUUCUCAUAAUCUGAACAAUUCAAUGUGAGUAAUGCUAAACCCAAUGCCUAGCUUUACAAAUAUUAUCAAUCAAAUUAGUCUCUCUGCCGCAAAACAGGGUUGUUUUGGACACAUCUGAGGCAUGUUGAUUGUAUUGUCGAGCAUUUUAUCCAUGAGUUUAGAUUGGGAACCUAGAAUGUCCCUUUUUAGUAGAGACUGAGACCAGAGACAAGUCACUGGUGUUCUGAAUAUCUGUCAGUUGGCCUAACCUUCAAAUUAGUCUAUGCAAAAACAUUAAAAUGGAUGUGGCAAUUUCACUGCAGAAGUCGCACAAGUGGUAUAUCCAAAGAGCAGCUUGGUUUGGCCAUUUGGAUCUAAGUUUCAAGCAUUUGGUGGUGAGUGCCAUUGUGUUGAGUGGUGAUGGAUUUUCAAGUUACUACAUAUGAACCCCAUUCUAAAGAGGACCAACUUCUGCCGCAUUUUCAAAAUAAUGCAUUAAUACAGAAGGAAAUCGUGACACCAAGAAGUCAAUCAAGAGAGGGACUUAUUGCUUUGAGUUUAAUCCAGUAAAUAUAAGGGGAACUUGGAGGAUUAAUAUCGAUCCAAGAAAACUUUUUCUGGCUUGAUCUUCCAUCCCCUUCCCCUUUUUAAUUUAAAUUUAUAAUUCAAUUAAUGAAAGAGUAGAACCAUAUGUAUGAUGCGGACAUUUUCUGGAGCAGAUUUCCAUGGAUAGAAGAAAAUAGAUUCACACAAGAAAGUCAUCCCUGAACUUUAAACUUUGAACUAGGUAUGAAUUUGAACAUUUUUGAAUUACAUAUUUGCUACUAAAUCAGCUUGAUGUAUGUAAAUAACUAAAUAUAGACAUC